This is a messenger RNA of Schistocerca cancellata (South American locust), 1524 nucleotides long. Its product is annotated as pickpocket protein 19-like. Lineage: Eukaryota; Metazoa; Arthropoda; Insecta; Orthoptera; Acrididae. Gene Ontology annotation, molecular function: ligand-gated sodium channel activity. The transcript is spliced from 10 exons. The coding region runs from base 1 to 1524 and encodes 507 amino acids. Gene Ontology annotation, biological process: sodium ion transmembrane transport. Gene Ontology annotation, cellular component: membrane. The record is from RefSeq and is a predicted model, not a curated record.
AUGGCUAGUCCAAGAAUUGCUCAUGGUGAUGGAAUACCAACACCAAUAGAGCUCGGCAAUUUAUUCACAACUUCUCACCAGUGUUGUGUAUCACUAAAAUCAGACCUAUCCGCCAGCCUGCGAGGACGCGUCGUUCCACGGCAGACAGCGGUCAAUAGCCAGCGGAAGAAAUCCGCGGCAGUGCUCCGAGAUGGGCUGAUUGCCAGCCUGAGGGACUACUGUGCCAACGCAUCCGUCCAUGGCCUCAGAUUCCUCGUCGAUGCCGGAUAUCGCUUACCAGAGCGGCUGGCCUGGGCCGGGACCUGCCUGCUGGCCGUGCUGGGGGCGGUCGUCAUGUCGCUGGAGGUGGCGCACCGCUUCGGCUCCAGGACCACCAUGACCGUCGUCGAGUCCACCAACUACCCCGUGUACGAGGUCGCCUACCCCGCCGUCGUCGUCUGCGACAACAACCGCGUGCACUGGGACAAGCUGCUGGACUAUGAGCGCAGGCAGCUGUCAGAGCUGGACGCCGACACGCGCGCCGUGUUCCGCAGCCUGGUGACAUCGCUGGCGCAGAUGGAGUGGGCCGACUUCGACCUGUUCACCCGCAAAGACCUCGCUAAUUACCGUGCCCUCGACACGCUGUCACACGUCAACUUCUCCGACGUCAUGAAGCAGGUGAUGCCUAAGUGCGAGGAGUUUUUCCACAAUGCCUGCUACUGGCGUAGCGAGACGCGGAACUGCUGUGAUAUCUUCGAAGUCCUGUUGACCGACAUAGGAUAUUGCUUCGCAUUUAACUCCUUAUUCAACCACAUGUCAAGGACACACUCGCGGGACGGGGAGCUGCUGCCGCGUCGAGUGUCCUCCUCUGGCAAGUGGUCGGGGUUGCGCUUCGACGUUAACACCUCCUCCCUGCAGCCGCCAGGGCUAAGCGUGCAGAGGGGCGUUGUGGUGUCGGUGAACGAGCCGACUGCGUUGCGGAUGGACGGUCUGAUCGUGGGCUCAGACCAAAUGGCCCUGGUGAGGGUGUCGAGCGACGUGACGUACACGACGCAUACGGUGCGAUCGCUGCGGCCGGGGGACCGAGGCUGCCUGUACAGCAACGAGAGGGACACGCUGCAGCAGGGCGCCUACUCGUACGCCAACUGCCGACUCGAAUGCUUCCGCCAGUACGCCAUCGCCACCUGCGCGUGCCUGCCCUACUUCUUCCCACCAGCCGGCAACCAGAAUACAUGUACCACUGUUCAGUUCAAGUGCUUGUAUGAUAACAAUGAAAACCUGGAAGCAACAAUCCGUACUUUGACGAAGGCCGCGCGGGAAUGGUGUGCACCUGCCCAGCAGAGUGCGACAGCCAGACGUACAGUGCCGAGUUGUACCCCAGCGAGCACAGUGUCUUUUGGGGGCACGGCGGGUCUGUUCUUGGGAGCCUCGGUGCUGAGCGCCGUGGAGCUGGUCUACUUCCUCGUGUUCCGCACUUGGCUGCACGUGCGAGCCGCCCGCGCCGCCCACCCCAGGCCGGCGCUGGUCCCCUAUUGGCUGCCCUAG